UUGUGUUUAGGUCGCUUCUGUGGCUAAAGAGGGACUCGCACUCUGUUAUGAAAUCCGACAAGUAGAAUUAUAACGGGCAUAUAUCGUUUAAUCGUGAACAAAAUCAUAACUUUGAUAUCCCUUCGUCAUUUUAGCAAAUUAAUCGUUUAAUUGUAAGGUUGCUCCACGCGCGUACUGGUUUUCAGUUAUCUAAUCCUUCAGUUAGCUGCUAGCUCGGGCUAGCUGCCCGUGCGGUCUUUUAGUUACUCUAACUUUUUUUUUAUUUCCGUCAAAUUAGUUCUUCUCUGCAACAGACUUAAGCCUAUAAAUUAGUCACUGAUAACUCUCUUGGAGUAAAUUCUUUCAGAGGAUGCUGGCGACUGGAGCGGCUGUAACCAACGUCACAGCCCUGGCACAGGUAGACAGGGAAAAGAUCUACCAAUGGAUCAAUGAGUUGUCCAGUCCUGAAACCAGAGAAAAUGCCCUGCUGGAGCUCAGCAAGAAACGUGAGUCUGUGCCAGACCUUGCCCCAAUGCUCUGGCACUCCUGUGGCACCAUUGCUGCUCUGCUGCAGGAAAUAGUGAACAUCUAUCCGUCUAUAAACCCACCCACGCUAACAGCUCACCAGUCUAACAGAGUCUGCAAUGCCCUGGCACUUCUACAGUGUGUUGCCUCACACCCUGAGACAAGGUCGGCUUUUCUAGCAGCUCACAUCCCUCUCUUCCUUUACCCCUUUUUACACACUGUGAGCAAAACACGGCCUUUUGAGUACUUGCGACUCACCAGCCUUGGAGUCAUAGGUGCUUUGGUGAAAACAGAUGAACAAGAAGUGAUUAACUUCCUCCUCACCACUGAAAUAAUCCCGCUGUGUCUCCGCAUCAUGGAAUCAGGGAGCGAGCUCUCCAAGACGGUUGCUACGUUUAUACUGCAGAAGAUCCUUCUGGACGACACAGGGCUGGCUUAUAUAUGUCAGACGUAUGAGCGUUUCUCCCAUGUGGCCAUGAUCCUUGGUAAGAUGGUGCUCCAGCUCUCUAAGGAACCAUCGGCUCGUCUGUUGAAGCAUGUUGUCCGCUGCUACCUUCGCCUCUCAGAUAAUCUAAGGGCCAGAGAAGCCCUGCGUCAGUGUCUGCCAGACCAGCUGAAAGACAGCACCUUCGCCCAAGUACUGAAGGACGACACCACCACAAAGCGCUGGCUAGCACAGUUAGUGAAGAACCUGCAGGAGGGCCAAGUCACUGAUGCUAGAGGCAUCCCGCUGGCUCCACAGUGAGGGGGACAAAGUGUUUGUUUACAGCUGACACAGAAAGACUAUCACUGUUCUGUAUUCUGCCAAAUGGUGCUAAGACUGACUGCAAAGUGAAGGUCAUAACAGUGGAAUGUGUGUUUCUGCUGCUGGAUAGAGAAGUUAUAUAACAGCUUUUACAUCAGGUCAAUAUUACAACCUAAAAUCUGCUUUUGGAGCCAGACUCUAGUAGAUCAUAGAUUACUGUGAUGCUUUAUUGACUGACACUUCUGACCUUUUUUUGGAGGAUCCUUCAAAGUUAGUUAUCAAAUACAAACAGUAGUUUCUAAUAAAAUUGUUCAUCAGAUGACUAAGAGAGUAGGGAAAACACAGCUAAAUAAUUCCUGAGAAUAGAAAAUUAAAUGGCCAAAUUUAUAUAAAGCACAGCUUGUAAAAUAGGUAAAUUGCUGGAAAUGCACUGCAAUUUUUGUCUGAACAGCUGUGAACAGAUAACUACCAUGUAUCUGUGAUGAUUCAAUGAUUACUCACUUUUGGUUGUUGAUAUCAGCACUUCCGUGAUAUGUGUCAGCUUGGUUUUUCUCCCCAUUUAUCACUGAAACUUUCUGGAACAUUCCACGUUGAAUUAGGAGCUGUUAUUCUUUCUGCGUUUUAAAUUUAGUUUAAACUUUUCUUGUGUCUCAUCUUUUUUAAGCCUCUGUAAACUGACGUCACAGUACAUGCAGCAUUUCAAUACACCAGUGGAUUUCUGUCUGUAUGAAUAUAUGUUUGAUCUGUUUUUUGCAUUUUGUGGCAAGUUGUACAAAAAUGUGAUUUGGCCUGGAGUGAGAUCUCAGAAAGUGCUCUUGUUUCAGAUAUUUCAUAAAUAAAUUGUUUUCCACCAAA
Messenger RNA from Cheilinus undulatus (humphead wrasse), 2104 nucleotides. RefSeq names its product CCR4-NOT transcription complex subunit 9-like. NCBI's taxonomy places the organism in Eukaryota, Metazoa, Chordata, Actinopteri, Labriformes, Labridae. Gene Ontology annotation, biological process: negative regulation of translation; mRNA catabolic process. Bases 350 to 1249 code for a protein of 299 amino acids. The transcript is spliced from 8 exons. Gene Ontology annotation, cellular component: P-body; CCR4-NOT complex; CCR4-NOT core complex. The record is from RefSeq and is a predicted model, not a curated record.